CCUUUUCCCAUUUUCUCCCAUUUCCCUCUUCCAAUCCCAAGUCCAAACCUCGUCUCCAGUAUCGACUGUCAGCGUAGUCUUUGUUGCUUCUUCCAGCUCUCCAUCGUCUGGCGUUUCAACUUGUCAAUUGGCCUCGGAUCAUAAGCUUUUUCGCUACGCGUCUGACUCGACAUAGAUCGGCGAACCCCGCUCUUGACGCUCAUCAUAGACGCAGCUCUCCACCUCGCCGGAAUCCCAUCCGUAAAUACCGCCAACAUGCCCCAGAUCACCACCCUCCUGUUCGACUGCGACAACACGCUCGUCCUCUCCGAGGAGCUCGCCUUCGAGGCGUGCGCCGACCUCAUCAAUGAGAUUUGCGAGGGCCGCAAUAUCAAACAGCGCUUCACGGGCGAGAGCCUGAUCAAGGAGUUUGUCGGCCAGAACUUCCGCGGCAUGCUGCUCGGCCUCUCCAAGAUGCACGGCUUCGAGAUGACUCCCGAGGAGCUCGAGACGUACGUAACGCGCGAGGAGGACGCCGUCAUCGCCAAGCUCAAGGCCUCCCUCAAGCCCUGCCCUGGCGUCGACGAACAGCUCGAAGCCCUGCAGAAGAGCGGCAAGUACACCAUGUCCGUCGUCUCGUCCUCGGCCAAGCGCCGCGUCUGGGCCUCGGUCGUCAAGGUCGGCCAGGACAAAUACUUCGGCGAGGACGUAGUCUUCAGCGCCGCAACCUCGCUGCCCAAGCCCACCAGCAAGCCCGAUCCGGCCAUCUACCUGUACGCCAUGGAGCAGCUCGGCAAGAAGCCCGAAGAGUGCGUCGCCAUCGAGGACUCCAAGAGCGGCACCCUCAGCGGCACUCGCGCCGGCAUCAAGGUCAUCGGCUACGUCGGCCCCUAUGCCGCCGACCAGCAGGCUGAGAUGGAAAAGGUCCUGCGCGAUGCCGGUGCUGUCAUCAUCAUGAAGGACUGGAGCGAGUUCCCCAACGUCCUGGCCAAGAUCGAGAGCGGGAGCGCCUGACUAGCCGGGGUAAAGAUCCCGUCGUCGUUCUUGUAAGGUUGGGGGAGCGGUUUUCGCCGACGGUUACUGCACAAAGGGCCAGCCAUAAGGGCCAUGCAUUUCGUUCUCUUCUGGUGUUCA
Molecule: messenger RNA, 1113 nt
Organism: Colletotrichum navitas
Lineage: Eukaryota; Fungi; Ascomycota; Sordariomycetes; Glomerellales; Glomerellaceae
Product: haloacid dehalogenase-like hydrolase
Exons: 2
Coding region: 256-993 (245 amino acids)
Source: RefSeq, a predicted model, not a curated record